This is a messenger RNA of Micropterus salmoides (largemouth bass), 1472 nucleotides long. Its product is annotated as Fc receptor-like protein 5. The record is from RefSeq and is a predicted model, not a curated record. Gene Ontology annotation, biological process: cell surface receptor signaling pathway. The coding region runs from base 12 to 638 and encodes 208 amino acids. Gene Ontology annotation, molecular function: transmembrane signaling receptor activity. NCBI's taxonomy places the organism in Eukaryota, Metazoa, Chordata, Actinopteri, Centrarchiformes, Centrarchidae. The transcript has 3 exons.
AAAGUAGGAAUAUGAGGAAUGUGGAGAAAAUUAAUGCAAAUGUUCUCUCUAACCACAUCUUUCUGUCUCUUCCUCCAGCCUCUCUGACUGUGAGUCCCAGCAGCUCUCAGCUGUUUGAAGGAGAGUCUGUCUCUCUGAGCUGUGAGGAGGACGACAGCUCUGCUGGAUGGACGCUGAGGAGGAACACAACCAGAAGAACCAGGACUCAAUGUGAUGACUGGGGUGAACCAGCUGGUUCUUCCUGCAACAUCAGUUACAUUUUCCCAGUGGACAGCGGAGUUUACUGGUGUGAGUCCAGAGAGGGAGCAACCAGUAACACCAUCAGCAUCACUGUCACUGGUGGACCAGUGAUCCUGCAGAGUCCUGUCCUCCCUGUGAUGGAGGGACAUGAUGUCACUCUGCACUGUAAAACAAAGACCCCUACCUCCAACCUCCCAGCUGGUUUCUAUAAAGAUGGCUCCCUCAUCAGGACUGAGCCUACAGGUCACAUGACCAUCCACCAUGUUAACAAGUCUGAUGAAGGCCUCUACAAGUGUAACAUCAGCGGUCGUGGAGAGUCUCCAUCCAGCUGGAUCUCUGUCACAGGUGAGGAGGUUACCUUUGAUUUCAGGACUUAUUUCAUCCAGAGAUUUACCUGACCAGGUGGGAUUCUCUCUACAGGUAAACCUACAACCUCAGCUCUGCCCACAUCCGCAGCUCUGCCCACCCCGACAACCCCGCCUCCUCCAACACCACCUGCCUCAGCCCCCUUCCAGCUUGUGUUCAGACUGAUCUGCCACCUGGUGGUCUUCUGUCCGUACUUCAUCUCCACUGUCCUCAUGGUGUCUUUAUAUCGACACAGGGCCACAGGACAUGACCUGCCAGUCUCUAUGGUGAUGACCCCGUCUACCCAGGCUGAGGAGGGAUUGGAUGAUGACUAUGAUGAUGUCACCACAGAGCAUCACUUCUGAGCUGAUCCAGUGUGUUCAGUGUGUUCUGGUUCUUAAUGAAGCUAAAAUGUUUGAUUCAUCAGCAAAUAAACCUCAGAUAUCACAAACAGCAGAGGACCCAGAUCAUUAUCAGGAUUAACUCUGUCAGGUUUAGUGAAGCUUUAUCACUCAGAGAAAGACUGACUGUGGUGAACUUGAUUCAUGAUACAGACCCCUGGACAAAUGGACAAAGCUGUCGACAUGUUUUUGGUCCAAAUGAAAGCUCAGGUUCAGGUUCUGGUUUGAGUUUUGUUGUUACUCUUGCUUGUUUGGUUUAGAUGUUAAACAGGGUGAUAUGUUUACUUUUUAUUUACUUUAAAAGUUUUCAAUAAACUUCACAAAAUUGACCAAACCUCAGUCUCUGUGUCAUGCUAAGUUACAAGUUAUACAGAGGAUGUAUCAUGUUUUUGGGUUUGGUGUAACGGUAGACAGAACGGACCCAAACGCAACGCUGAGGGUUUGAAAAGGAGGUUUGAGGAAAAAGGGGGACGAGGAGGGACGGGA